Molecule: messenger RNA, 5289 nt
Organism: Oryctolagus cuniculus (rabbit)
Lineage: Eukaryota; Metazoa; Chordata; Mammalia; Lagomorpha; Leporidae
Source: RefSeq, a predicted model, not a curated record
GCCCCUUCCUUCAAUGACCUUCACGUCCUGUAGGAGUUCUCAGCCAGUGUCAAUGGAAGGAGGGAGUCAAGAAAGAGGCCUGGUUUUAGUCCAAAGAUGAUCAUUACAACAUGGAUUGUGUAUAUUCUCGCCCGGAAAGGUGCAGGGCUCCCCUUUCCACCAAAGACCAGCUCGGACAUUGAAGUCGUGGAAAGUGAGGCUGUAUCUGUGGUACAACAUUGGUUGAAAAAAACAGAAGAAGAGGCUUCCCAGGACAUAAAGGAGAAGAUGUCUACCAACGUGGCUCCCACCCGUGGCCAAGAUGUGCAUGUGACCAGAGACGUGGUGAAGCACCACCUCUCGAAAUCUAAUUUGUCAGCCAAUCAGAGUCAAGAGGUCCUAGAGGAGAGAACAAGAAUCCAGUUCAUUCGGUGGAGCCAUACCCGAAUCUUCCAAGUUCCAAGUCAGAUGGCGAAUGACGUCAUGCAAGAACGGAUCGAGCAGGUGAGGCGCAGGCCCACAUGUGAUGACAGCCACGGCACAAGCUGCCAGUCCACUCCUGGCCCCUGUGCAGUGGUCUGGGUAACCCCUGCCCCCAGGCAGCCUCCCUUCCACCUCGGCCUCUCCUCUGUCCCCUGCAGCAUCUCCCAUAUUACCUGUGACUCAGCUCAGGACCCCAGCUUCAGAUCUUCUUAUUCGGAAUGCUAAGAGCAACAGGUCCAGUCAAGACCAUGAUGUCAGACCAUCUUUGGCCCUGUGCAGUCCUCUGUGGCCUCCCUGCUGUCUUGUCCUCACGUUGGCUUUGUGCAGCAGCUCCAAGGGGUCCUGAGCUUGGGAGCUACCCAGUGCUUGGAACGUAGUAGGUUGUGCUGAAUGAAUCAAAGCUUGGAUUGGCUGUGUGACCUUGCGUAAGCCACUUGUCCUCCCUGGGAUUACAGGUGAAACAGGAUAAAUAACUGUGUGCGUCGCAUCCAGCAGGGUCUGAGUGUGGCUGUGGCUAGGAUGCUCUGACAGAAUGGGCAUUUUUCUUCCCUUGGAGGAAGUUUUCAGUCUGAGCAUUUCUUACCCUCUGUGUUGAAGGAGCAGGGAGAAGGUGCCAUGGGAAUAAGGCCAAUGAACAAACUUAAACUCUUGCAAUGCAGAAAUGCCCCGUCUUGUCUUCCACAACAGAAGGGAAGAGAGCCACAGUGCUGGCCAAGCUUGCCCCUCUACCAAGCCCCUGAGUCCGAGUCCUCUCCCAACUCCCUCCCCAGCAGUUUCAAAGCUUUGCAUCAGCAAGUUCACUUUAGAUGAAUAGUCCACUGCCUUCCUCCAUAAGCAGUCAGUGCCAGGGACUUCCCAGGGGAUAUUUAAUAUUAUUGUUAUGUGCAUUUGGAAGACAAAGAGAGAGAGUACGUGAGAGAGCGAGAGCUCCCAUACUCUGGUUCAUUCCCCAAAUGCCUGUAAUGCAUGGGUCUGCACCAGGCCAAAGGUGAGAGCAAAGAAUUCAGUCUGGGUCUCCCACAUGGGUGGCAGGGGCUCAGCUCAACUGCUUGGGCCAUCACGUGCUGCCUCCCCUGGUGCAGAGCUGGGAUUGGGACCCAGGCUCUCCACUAUGGGGUGCAGGCAUCCCAAGCAGUGUUUUAACCACUACAGCAAACUCCCAUCUCUUAGAGUCAUUUUAGAUAACUAGAGACCAACUCCUGUGUUCACCUAACCCCUCUGCAAUGCCCUAAUGAACUCUCCUGUGUGUUUUGAGCAUGUCACUCACCCUUGAAGGCCAAGGUCAAAUGCCACCUCCUCUGUGAGUUGUUUCUUCUUUCUCCUUGCCCCUCAUUCUCUAAUGAAAGUCAAGUGUAUUUCCACAUCUCACUAUCUACAUAGUUAGCAUAUUUCUUUUUCAUAUUAUAUUUUUAAGUAGUUUUCCCCCACCUGUAGACCUGUCAGACAGACUUUAGGCUGAGGUCUGGGUCUUGUCAGGCUCAAAGGAUGAACUGAUUCAGAACAGCCUAAACCAGCGCGGUGAGAUGGCAGCCACUUUGCCGGGCGUGUUCUCAGAUCCUGGCUGAAACCUCAUCCUACCUGCAUUCCUAGUUCCUCCAUCUUCCCGUGCUCCCCUCCCCAGCAGUUUCCACACACUCUCAUCUGCCAGGAACUGCUUCCUUCCUGAAUGCAACUUUGUCCUGAGUGUGACAAGGACCUUCUGAAAGGAACCCUGGCUGUAGAAAGCAGCUCUCCAGAGACCGCUCAGAUGGAAGCUCCUCUAGCAACGAACAGCUUCACGGUCAUUUCUUUGGGUUUACUGUUUAUUGUUAUUACUGAACCCAAAGGGCCUUUUGGGGGAUACAUAGAAUGGGCACAAAGCUCUUUCAGAAUCUCUUGCCUUGGGCUUCUUCUCGCUCUCUCUGCCUCUUCGCCAUGUAUUUCCAUUUAUCUCUCAUCUAUCUACAUGUUUACCUAUCAUCUCUCUAUCUUCUAUCAAAUAUCUUCAUCAUCGUUAUCAUCAUCUGUCCACCUACUUACCUACUAUCUCUAACUUCUUUCUAUCCACCCAUCCAUCCAUCAUCAUCCGUCACUUAUCUAGUGUCUGUCUCUUUAUCUUUCUAUCUUUCCACUAAUUUCACCUACAAUAUCAUAAUCACCUUCAGCCUGCUAAUUACAUGGCCAAGAACAAACUGUGACCCAUUCUUCAAGAGCAGAGCACAAAGAGUCACGGAAGGUGUAUUUGCCACUCAAACAUCUGCGUUUGGCAAGGGAGGGGCUCUCCCACCAGUGCACUGUGAGCCUGAUGCAUGGUGGCUACAUGGCUGUGAUCCCUUGAGAAUGAGCCUGGUUUCUCUCUAUUCUUCCAACCUAGGGUGACUGUGCCCAGACGUGAGUGGCUGCAGAGGAGAUGGCUUCCUUGGUCACUGUAGGAUGUCUUUGACCAUAGGCACACACAGUCUUUGUAUCAUGGUAGCCCCGAGUUGCAGUUACUCAGAAUGUAGUUUUCAUAUGGUGUAAGGCUAUGCCACCCUGAAUGUGUGCAGUCUCAUCUGAUUUCAGAUGCCAAGCAGCAUUGGGCCUGAUUAGUACUUGGAUGGGAGAUGUUCAUUUGGUUGAAAGAACAUUGAACUCGAGGUCUCAGCUCUUUUAUUUCCUAGAUACGUAAUCAAGGGCAAGUGGCUUAAUCUCUCUGAGACUCAUUUAAAAGAGAAUAUAUGUAGUGUGUGUGUGUGUGUGUGUGUGUGUGUAUUUUGAAAGAUUCAUGGGAAGUGGAAUUAAAAGAUAAGCUUAGUUUGGAGCAAAUAAUUUUAGAUAUCCAUGCAUCUGAGGAGUCUUCAAAAAGUUCAUGGAAAAUGUGUCUUAUGAAAAAAUUAUGUGCGGAUUUCAAUUUUUUUUGCAUCAAAAUAACCUUAUUUUAAAUUCUAUUUUAGAUGAAUUUUUUGAAGUACCCUCAUAUGUGUGUGUGUGUGUGUGUAAAACUAUUGAAUGAGCUGGUGAAAUCUACUUGCCUAUAUCUCUCAUCUCUAUGAACUAUUGAUUUGUGCCCUAUUUUUAGGAUGAUUGAAAGAUUAUGUAAAAUGAAAAUUCUGGGUGCACUCUGAAAACUGCCGAGUACAACGUGAGUGAUCCCAUGAGGAUGAGGACUGUGUGUCCCCUGUUCAUCGCUGUGGCUCCAGCACCCGAUGUGGUACCUGGGUGUGUAGGUGUUUUAAGAGAGUACAUGGAGAUUUCUCAGAAACAUGUGAGAUGGACACUGGGCUGUGUGAACCUGGUGAGUGAUACGAGAGAGAACGUGGGCUUAGAGUCUGCUUUUCUUUCCAGGAGAUGCCGAGGGCAGCCAGGGAGAGAGACUUGGUUGUAGCUCGGUUGCUGGGAGUCACAUACAUCCACAGAACAGAUCCAGCCCUUCUUUCGGCUGUGCCGGCAUAGACUGACUGGCAUUGCAAGCAAUAGACAGAAAGCCAGAUAAGCUGUGGAGGGGUGAUGCUAAAAGAAAAACAGGGGUCCUUGAAGAGUGGUAUUUGAUAGCAAAUAACAGAGCACAAGACUGACAGAGGCUAACCAGUCGAGCCACAUGCUCAUUUCACGCCAUAGCUCCUCGGGUGAGGCUGAGUGUGUGGGGAUGAUACCAGGGCUGGCAGCUCCUUGUCUCUUCCGUGUACUUUGCACGCCUGUUCUGUCUGCUCACAGGUGAGGCACCAUGCACCACAUCAGCACACAACACAUCCCAAGCUAGGGGCAAGGGGAGGUGUGCUGGAAUCUUGUCUUUGGGAGGCUGUCUCUGUUCAGGUGCCAGGAGACAUUUCCAGGUAGGCUUCAGCAGCAUGGACCCCCUCCAACUCUGGACAGCAAUGGCCCAGGGAGAUUCAGGUCUCAAUGACUGGCUUCCACUAGUGCCGAUUCAUCUUUGGGAGCGGGUAGGAAGAUGGGAAUCUGUUACAAGAAAGAGCAGAGGAAAUGACUGGUGGGGGCAGCUAAUGGCCUCUACUGCCAGGCCUGGGAAGGAAGAGGAUUCUGUGGCAGUGGUCGCUCCAGCAGGAGAUGGGGGAUACGCUAGGAGAGAAGCUUAUUCCAUGCCCCAUUGGGAUGCUGAGUGUCUGCCUGUGGCCGCAGGGGGACGGGGGUUGGGCCCUUCCUCCAGCUGCGGGAGUCCCUUGUUCUGUGAAUUUUUUUUUCUGUUUUAAAGGAUCAUCCUAUUUGUUGGGCCUAAUCACAGAGGUAAUGCUAAUCUGAUGAUGGUGAUAAUGAUGACAUUUAGAAUCAUCGCGUGGGCGUUUUCUGAGUGUUCGCAGUGUGCUCCAUUGUAUCCCUCCAUCCUCUACAGUCUCAUGACAGGUGCUUCCCAGACCCAUGUCUCACAGAUGUUGAGACUGAGACAUGGGGGACCAGGGUACAGGAGCAAGAGCACAUAGAUUAUCUAUGGGGGAGCCGGGGUUUAGCACAUGUUGGCCUAGCUCCCAAGCUGUGCCUCUGACCAUUGACCUGCCUGGUGCUGACUGAGGUUAUUGUGAGGAUGGCGUGGAGCAGGAACAAUUACUACUGCUCUGUGCUGAGCAACUUUCAUUUGCAGUGGGUAAAAGAAGGUCCCGGUUUGAGCAUUUGGUCUAGUGGUGAAGACACCCACAUCCCUCAUGGGAACACCUGGAUUUGAAUCCUGCCUCUGGCUCCUGACUCCAGCUUCCUGUUAAUGUGGACCUUUGGAGGCAGUGAUGAUGGUUCAUGGAGUUGGGGUCCCGCCACCCAUGUGGCAGGCCUGGAGUGAGUCACUAGCCUUCAGUCUGGAACAGUUGCACGUAUUUGGGGAGUGAACCAGAAAAUGGAUAUGUUUCUCCUUCUUUCUCUCUC